GUUUCCACCUUUAGUAGCGCCAAAGUCGGCGUUGUUUCGAAGUUUUUUUUUUGUUAUUUCAUUUCCAUUUGCAAAUUAUUAAGAAUUGUGUGUUGAUGUGAAGAUGUGUGAGGAAGUGCGCAACCUGAUUGACCUGACCGAGUGGGAUGAGCCGAACAAGGAGACGCUGUUCGAGGAGCCGGAGGACAUGGUCGCGGCGGGGAACUUCGAGGGACCCUACGAUCCCUUCGAUGCGAUGGAGAAGGAGGUUUGCCUGAAGGGCAUGACCUUAAAGACACAGAUCAAGGAGAAGGUCUGCGGGGCCGAGCGACAAUAUCCGGAUCUCGAGAGCGAAAGUCCGCCGGUUUGCAUGCAGCAGGGCCAGGAUGCGGCCGCCUCCUCCUGCUCCUCCUCCGGCGAGGCCACACAUAAGCGUCGCUUGAGCAGCUCGUUCCAGAAGCAGCUGCUCAAGCUGAAUGCCUCGCGAUCCGUGGCCAACACACCGCCGCCGCCCCAGAAUCGCUCCAAAUCGGAGUUCGAGAAGACGAUACUCGGUGAAAACCUACAGAUGCUGGCGGCCGAAUCGCCGCUGAAGCUCAUCGAGGACGACGACGUCAUGUCCUCCAGUAUUAAUUUCGAGGAGGAUCUCCGCAUGCUACGCAUACCCAUUCUGGACGCCCUAAAUCAAAAGGCAAAGGAUCGGGAUGAGGAGGAGCCAGAAUCCAACCAGGAUGUGGGCCAACUGCUGCAGCAGCUGAGGCUGCUGGUCCACGAGCAUGUGGAGCGGACCAAGUGGCAUCUGUUUGACAAGGCAAUCGCAGCCAUUGCGGCAGCCACAGACCAAAAAGCCAGCCAUUUACCCGUACCCCCCUCGUCCUACUCCCUCAACCGCCAGGGCACCUUUGAUCUCGAACUUCAGGGCACAAGGACAAAGCGUUCUUUCGACGCUUCCCAAGUACAAGAGGAGGAGGAGGAGACGGCGGCGGAGGAGGAGAUCCUAAUUCCCGGCAGCAAGGCUCAAAACUUUCCCGAUGCCAUGGUCUGCUCCUCGGCCACCUACGAUGGCGAAUCCCGCGCGGAUCCCUUUGAAAAGGACCUGCCCAUCAUUUCCAUGCCAGCGGAGCCGCGAAAGGAGCCCUACAUGACGCAGCUGGUGGACGAAACACUCGCUCUGCAGAUCAACGAGCUGCUGGAGCGGCACAAGCCGGGACAGGGACAGGUUGAUCCCAGGACAGUCAUUCUGUUGGUCAAUCCCAGCCAGCUCUCCAGCUAUCCUGCGUUGCCCCAGGCGACUCCAAUGCCCCUGGGCGAUGCCAACGCAGCAGCGGCGGGCAGCGCAAUGCGUCGCCGAUCGUCGUCGCUGUCCAUUCAGGACAAGUCCAAGCUGCCGGGCGAGGUGCUGAAGUCCAAUCGCCAGGUGGAGAACCUGCCGCCGCCUAGGGAGGCCAAAAGCACGGCCACUGUGGGUCCAAUGACCGCAGGAGGAGGCGGAGGAGCAGGAGCAUCCUCCUUUCGCCAGCGAAGCAACUCCUUUUCCAGCCAACCGACCACAAAGACCUACGAAAGCAGGCGCACCCUGAUGAGCAGUCGCCUGAGGACGCCGUCGAUAAACGAAUCGGUGGCCGUGGCACAGAAAUCCAAUGGCAAUGUAAAGGCCAUGAAGCCCAUUAAGCCCGUGGUGCCGAUGAUGAAAGUCACAACGAAUAACGAGUCUUCCACCUACCUGAAUCCCGUCCAUCCGCGUGUCCCGGACACGCCCAUUUCCUCGAGGACCCGGACGGCCGGCCAGAAGAUAUCCUGCACGAGCACACCGCUGCCGCAGAUGCGCACGCAGCAGCGCAGAUCGCUGAAGCCGAUGGGCGGCAUGCCGGGAUCCGUGGCCAAUGCCUCCUACUCGACGCCCUCCUUCCGGGGACCGAGUUUCGCCAAGAAGACCGGUUCCGGCUAGGAAGCACUAGCUUGUCCCGUGGCGCAAUGUCGCCUGAAAGUGAAUUUCCAUUCGAAUGUGAUGUCCGAGGUCAAGUCUUUAACCUUGGCUAUCUUAUCUCCCUAUAUAUAUAUAUAUGUUUUUGUUCCUUAUUCUUCUUUUCGCCCGACGUCACAAGAUAAAGCGAACUGAUAUGCGCAGCCUGAACCUAAUUUUAAACUUUAGACAAAUAGUACAACUUUAUAUUUGAAGAAUCAAGUCAAACUAAGCACAAGUUACAUUCACAAAGCGAUCUUUGUAUUUAAAAUCGUAAUAAUGCAUUUUCC
Molecule: messenger RNA, 2232 nt
Organism: Drosophila takahashii
Lineage: Eukaryota; Metazoa; Arthropoda; Insecta; Diptera; Drosophilidae
Source: RefSeq, a predicted model, not a curated record